CGCUCCGCCGCCACUGCCAGAGAGCUUCCCGGUGGCCCCCGCAGUGCCAGGCUACGGCUGGCCCCGGGUGGGUGGCACAGAGCGCCGUACCGCGGUCACCGGCUCACGCCGGCGGAUGAUGAGAUGUACCAGCGGACGCGGGUGAUGGUGCUGGAGCCGGAGUCCCCCAACAUCAUGUUCAUCGAGGGCUACAGCACCCGCGGCUUCACCAUCAGCGGAGACGUGGUGGUGGGGCCCUGCGCCGUGCUGCCCCGCAGUAUCCUCCAGUGGAACGUUGGUUCCCACCGGGACAUCUCGCACGAGAGUCUGUCGCUGUUCCGGCUGCUGGAGCCCCAGAUAGAGAUCCUGGUGCUGGGCACAGGGGACAGGGUGGAGCGGCUCCACCCAGCCACGCUGAAGCAGAUGCGGGAUUGCGGGAUUGCUGUGGAGGUGCAGGACACGGCGAACGCAUGUGCAACCUUCAACUUCCUAAUGAAUGAAAGGCGCCUGGUGGCUGCUGGGCUCAUCCCCCCGCGGGGCACCUACGGGAUGUAGGCACUGCCUGCCAUGCCCAUGGU
This is a messenger RNA of Ficedula albicollis (Collared flycatcher), 557 nucleotides long. RefSeq names its product NADH:ubiquinone oxidoreductase complex assembly factor 3 (gene NDUFAF3). The record is from RefSeq and is a predicted model, not a curated record. The coding region runs from base 124 to 534 and encodes 136 amino acids. Gene Ontology annotation, cellular component: mitochondrial inner membrane. The transcript has 5 exons. Gene Ontology annotation, biological process: mitochondrial respiratory chain complex I assembly. Lineage: Eukaryota; Metazoa; Chordata; Aves; Passeriformes; Muscicapidae.